This is a messenger RNA of Clonostachys rhizophaga, 1461 nucleotides long. NCBI's taxonomy places the organism in Eukaryota, Fungi, Ascomycota, Sordariomycetes, Hypocreales, Bionectriaceae. The record is from the annotation of a GenBank genome assembly.
AUGACUGGGUCAGCAUCUGAAGACGACAAGAAGCGGCCUACCGCUCUAAACCUCACACCUGCCCGCUCUCCAUCAACAGGCUCGAACUCAUCCUCGGACAGCUCCCUUAAGCACCCUCGCACACCUCGAUUUGCAGAGGCUACAUCAGUUCAUUCUCCUGUGGAACCAACCCGCUCCCCCUUUGCCGACCCUGAGAAGGCCCAGGUCGUUGUUCAGGCGCAGCCCGCCGAUAUUGGUUUCGGCUACAUCAACAAUGGAGAAUCGCAAGUUCCCAAGACGCCACUGAGGAGCGCCAUGAAGAUUCCCGGCACCCCAGGAAGGAGGUUCGGCAACCCCAUGAGCCCAACAUUCAAUGAGGCAGAGGUCUUGGAGAAGCGUGAACUCGCCACCGACAAAGAACAAGCUCGUGACCUGAAAAUCAAGACUCGAGUCCGCAUGGCCAAGUUUGCGCUUCGCGGCGUGAACUUUAGCUGUUCGCUCAUCAUCCUGUGCAUGCUUUCCUCAACCUUCGCUAUUUUCAAUGCCAGCAAGGGACUUGCUUCCCAGAGCAGCCUGCCACCCUGGGCUGAAGGUACCAAUACCUGGCCUCAGAAGUUGGUCCUUGCAAUGGCGUGUGUGUCUCUGACGGCUUGUAUUAUUGUCUUCAUCACUUUCUUCCGACGUGGACACAAGCGCGCUGAGAAGGUCAACACUUACUACCACAUGUUUGCCAUUGGCUGGUUCAUUUUAAGCUUGGUUCUCUGGGGAGUCACUGCCGCCCUCUAUCAGAAUUCCAGGAACAAUAGCAACAACAAGGACAUGUGGGGAUGGUCUUGCGUCAACAACAAGCGAGAAUCCAUCUUCGAGGACCAGGUCAACUACCAGCUCAUCUGCCGCCUUCAGAACUGGGCCAUGAUCUGCAUCAUUAUCGAGGUCGUCAUCGAGGUCCUCUGCAUCAUCCUCUACAGCGUCGUCUUCUACCGUUACUACACCAAGCGACGCCUCGCCAAGACCAUGGACAACAGAGACCGAGCCCGCUCUGAUCUCUACCUUGCCCAGCUUCGCGCACAAUCUGCUCCCAACACUCCAGGAUUUGGCCCCAAGUCCCCGGCAUUGAGCCAGUACGCCAUGUCGCCCCGUCAUCCUCCGGCUGCCUAUCGCAACCUGACCGACAUUGAGGAGAGCCCAUUUACCCCUGGCGGCAAGCUGCACGAGCCUGCAUCCCAGUUCAACUCUCCCAAGCCCGACUUUAAGCUCCAGGCACCUCCCAAGAAAGCCCCCUCAGCCACCCCCAAGACGGAGCAGUCGCCAUUCACCCCGGUUUCGGGACAGUCACCAUUCAGUCCCACCACUGAGCAAGGGCCCAGCUCAAACAACCCAAACACCACCACAAUCGCCGAUGAUGAGCCCGUAUACGACGCUGUGCCCAUCCCAGGUGCAUAUGCUGGCCAGGCUUACAAGCCCCAUCUGGAGCAGCGUUAA